Messenger RNA from Capsicum annuum, 1610 nucleotides. Its product is annotated as protein trichome birefringence-like 35. Gene Ontology annotation, molecular function: O-acetyltransferase activity. The transcript is spliced from 6 exons. The record is from RefSeq and is a predicted model, not a curated record. Lineage: Eukaryota; Viridiplantae; Streptophyta; Magnoliopsida; Solanales; Solanaceae. Gene Ontology annotation, cellular component: Golgi apparatus. Bases 123 to 1457 code for a protein of 444 amino acids.
CAGAUUUAAAUGGAUUGUCAUUGUCGGCUGUCCAAAUACAUAAUCACAUUUAGUCAAUCAACGUUCUUCAUUUCCCUAUCUCCAAUUUUUUCUCUCUCUCACACAGACACACACUAAACAUAAUGCAGAAAUGGCCAAAGAAGAAAACACAGUAUCCACUCAUAGCACUUGUCUUCUUCAUUUUCAUUGUUUUUUCCAUUCUUUAUAAUGAAAUUAACAUUCAACAAAUUCAUUCUAAUCAUGAUUCUUCACCUAAGGAAGAUGAAGAAGAAGAACAACACCGUUUAUUCCAAUCUGUGGAAAACAGAACCCUCCCAAGAAUUCCUCCAGUGCCAUUGGAUAAAUCUAGUGCUUGCCAUUCUACUGUGAAGUAUAGUGGAAAGAGAGCUGAAUGGGAUAGCUUUAAACCGGAGGCCGGUGACCGGAGAGAAAUGCCGGAAACAUGUGAUUAUUUUUCUGGUGAAUGGGUGUUUGAUAAUAGUUCACAUCCACUGUAUCAAGAGUCUGAUUGUCCUUAUAUGUCCGAUCAACUGGCUUGCCAUAAGCAUGGUAGACAAGAUUUGGAGUAUCAAUAUUGGAGAUGGCAACCUCAUAAUUGCAAUUUGAAGAGAUGGAAUGUGACUGAAAUGUGGGAGAAAUUAAGAGGGAAAAGAUUAAUGUUUGUGGGAGACUCACUAAAUAGAGGACAGUGGAUAUCAAUGGUUUGUCUAAUGCAAUCCGUUAUUCCAGCUGAUAAGAAGUUCAUGACACCACAGGCACAUCUUUCUAUAUUUAGCGCACAGGAAUACAAUGCCAGCAUAGAGUUCCUUUGGGCGCCACUUCUUGUCGAAUCAAAUUCUGAUGAUCCAGUUGAUCACAGAUUGUCUGAGCGAAUACUGCGUCCAGAUUCACUUCUUAGGCAUUCAUCAGAAUGGAUGCAUGCUGAUAUAUUGGUCUUCAAUUCAUAUCUUUGGUGGAGACAGGGCCCUGUUAAGAUAUUAUGGAGUACUGAAGAAAAUGGAGUUUGCGAGGAGAUAGAUGGAUUGGGAGGCAUGGAGUUAGCAAUGGAGGCCUGGGCAAAUUGGGUGGAUUCCAAUGUUGAUCCCAAGAAGAAGAUCUUUUUCGUCACUAUGUCCCCUACACAUUUCACGAAAGGAGAAUGGGAUCCAGGAAGUGAAGGAAACUGCUACAACGAGAAGCUUCCCAUGAAUGGAACAUAUUGGGGUGUAGAUUCUGAUUUGCCCACGAUGCAGAUGGUGGAGAGGACAAUCGCUAGGUUAGGCUCAAAGGUUAACGUUCUCAAUAUUACUCAGCUCUCAGAAUACAGGAAAGAUGGCCACCCUUCCAUCUACCGUAAGUUUUGGGAGGCACUGACUCCUGAGAGAUUAGCAGACCCUGCAAGUUAUUCGGAUUGCAUCCAUUGGUGCUUGCCAGGUGUGCCUGAUGUAUGGAAUGAAUUGCUAUAUCAGUUUUUGUGAAAAGCCGGUACAUUUUGUAAGUAAUCUUUCCACUAUCCUUGAAGAUAAGAAAGAGAAAAGUUCACACCUUGAACGUAAUGUACAUCUCAAAUGAGCAUAGCAUAUUUCCUUUGUUAGUAUUGAAGCAAAAUCUUGAACCUCAAAGUUUAUAUU